Molecule: messenger RNA, 981 nt
Organism: Ziziphus jujuba (common jujube)
Lineage: Eukaryota; Viridiplantae; Streptophyta; Magnoliopsida; Rosales; Rhamnaceae
Product: UPF0481 protein At3g47200-like
Exons: 2
Coding region: 53-604 (183 amino acids)
Source: RefSeq, a predicted model, not a curated record
UUUGUUUUGUUUUGUUUUUCUCAUUUAUGGAUGCGCAUCAAGGGAAAGGAGUAUGGCAUCUGUAUACCUACGUGAUAAGGAGAAACAAAAGAUUUUAACAGAGGCUUUCCUUGACAAGCAGAGCUUUAUCGACAUCCCAGAGGGUUCGAUUAAGGAAAGGGGACUGGCAUCUGACCAACAUAAUAUGCAAGAGACGCGUUGGAUCCAUAGGGUUCCGGAGAAGCUCAGAAAUGUACGCCAAGAUGCUUAUACUCCCCAGCUAGUUUCCAUUGGCCCUCUUCACUAUGGCAAUCCAAAGCUGACGGAAUUGCAAGAUAAGAAGUUCAAAUAUGAGCAAGAAUUCUGGGAUCGCGACUUCUGUAAACAUAUUCCGAAAGAGAAAAGGAUGGAAUUCGUGGAAAAAAAUUAUUGGCUGGAAAAUAUCCAUCGUAAGAAUGCCGUGACGAUUGAGCGUGUAGACAGAUCGGAGUUGAAGCGCAUGAUUUUACAAGAUGCCUGCUUCAUCUUUGAGCUCUUCUUGAGAAAUUAUGAAAUUCAGCUACAUAAUAAAAACAUGCGAAGUUGGACACAGGAGAAGCUGCCUGAGGAAGUCGAGAAACAUUAAAAGGACUACAUACUGGGAACACCAUGGCUGACGGCAUCUAUAAGACAGGACUUGAUACUGCUGGAAAAUCAUCAAGAAUCUCUUCUAUUAGUUUCAAAUAACGAAAUUGUUGCAAGGACAGACGUACGAACGACGUUGAAUAAUCCCCGAUGGAUGAAAAUGUAAAUGUGGUUAUAUCAAUUAACUAGAUAAAAGAUCCGAUAAAAGAUCCGUACGUGGUUUCUUUCUAUUGUACUGAGUGUACGUGGUUUCUCUAUUGUACUGUUAUGGUCGGUUUGGCAUGCUGUAUUAGUUGUGCUGUGUUAGUCUGUGUCCUAUUUGUCUGUACUAUUUUAUUAUUAUAGGGUGCUUGUUGCAGUCCGUACCAUAAGCCUCUG